AUGCAGAAACUCACUCGUGAGCAAAAUGCUGCCAACUCAAACCUAUAUGUGGUGCAAUGGCAGUGGGGCCUACACCCUGAAGGCGAAAGUAUGACCGAAUGGCAAACAGUCACUGUGAGAAACAAGCCAUACGCUAUUUUGAAACAUUUACUUUCACCCGGACGGUAUUACCAGUUUCGAGUUGGAGCAGUGAGUGUACAUGGAAGUUUGGGUUUCAGCCAGCCAUCACCACCAUUCAAACUCUCUAAAGGUAGAUAGGA
This is a messenger RNA of Cylicostephanus goldi, 260 nucleotides long. Lineage: Eukaryota; Metazoa; Nematoda; Chromadorea; Rhabditida; Strongylidae. The record is from the annotation of a GenBank genome assembly.